UAUGGAGUAUAUAAAUCGGGUAUUUAAGGAGGUAACCUUGCGCAUAGACAAAUCUUCGCACAUUGUUUAAAUUGCUCAUGGCUGUUCUAAAUUUAGCUGGAGAUUGGGGUGGAUUUGGUGCAGCAUCACUGGAACAUUGCAAGGAAAUGCGCCACUUGGGGUCCAUGUGUUUCGAAAGUUAUUUAUAGCAGCGCUGGCGCUACGACAACAUUCAACAACAAAGCGGAGUCGCUGCAUCGCCGGGAUCAGUUGCAAUCAGACCAUGGCCUCGUUUGGAGUUCGGGGAAUGAGCCAGCCGCUGGGCAUACGGAUCUGCUGCUGUCGCGUCUGCACCUGCAUCAACUUUGGGUUCGUUCUCUCGCGGAUUGGCCUCCUCAAGCUGAUGCAACUGGGCCUGGCCAUGCUCUGCGAGGGACUGCUCAUCCGCUAUGGCGUCCCAUACGCCGAUUCAAUUGGCCAGGCGCUAACCAGCUUCCUGGCCACCACCGGCCACUGCUUCACCACCACCGGCAUCCUGCUGCUGUGCUACGCCUUCUCCGACAAAUCCUACAGCCUCAUCCGCCAGUCACUUUUCGAGACCUUGUUCAAUGGCCUCGCCAGCUGCAUGUACUUCAGCUCAUCCAGUUACAUGGGUUUCGCCUGCGUGGUGUGGCUGCAUCCGCAGUUUCUGGUGCGACCCGGAUUCUGGGCAUAUCCGGCCAUGACUGCCUGUUACGUGAGUGCUAUUAAUUCAUCUAAAGACAACAAUCCUUUUAAUUCUUUAAUUUUCAGUACAUGGGCUAUGCGGCGGGAAUUUUGCAUGCCCUGGACGCUUACUUGGCGUUCCGGCACUUUCGAGGCGCACGAUAAUCACGCUAAUCCCGGCCAGACAAAAAAACAGUAUCUUAAGUAAUUUGUGGACGUAUUUAUAUGAGUUUUAGGUUUAAGGCACCUUAUUUCCGUUGGUCUCAAACAUUCACGGUAAAAGCGAUUAGUCGUAUGUUUAUAAAUAAUAACAUUUAAAA
This is a messenger RNA of Drosophila yakuba, 1004 nucleotides long. RefSeq names its product protein singles bar (gene sing). Gene Ontology annotation, cellular component: membrane. The record is from RefSeq and is a predicted model, not a curated record. NCBI's taxonomy places the organism in Eukaryota, Metazoa, Arthropoda, Insecta, Diptera, Drosophilidae. The transcript has 2 exons. Bases 263 to 892 code for a protein of 209 amino acids.